Argiope bruennichi is the source of this 408-nucleotide messenger RNA. RefSeq lists its product as uncharacterized. The transcript has a single exon. The coding region runs from base 1 to 408 and encodes 135 amino acids. Lineage: Eukaryota; Metazoa; Arthropoda; Arachnida; Araneae; Araneidae. The record is from RefSeq and is a predicted model, not a curated record.
AUGAAGGAUGUUAUCGAGGACGUAUUCACAACCAUUACCGGUUUUAGGGGACACAAAUUUGCCUUUACCACUGAUAUAGAAAAGAUGUAUCGGCAAAUACUCAUCGAAUCAGAUCAAUGCGAUCUUCUGAGAAUUCUAUGGAAAACAAAUUUUGACAGCGAGCCCACCACGUAUAAGUUGAAAACUGUAACUUAUGGGAUGUCCUGCGCUCUCUUUCUUGCCAUAAGAACUCUUAAGCAAUUGACCAUAGAUGAGAAUUCCAGAUUUCCCUUAACAUCUGAAAUUCUACUGCAUGACACUUACAUGGAUGACAUAGUCAGUGGCUGUUCAACGCUAGAGGGUGCCAAGGAGUUACAGCGUCCACUUAUUGAAGUUAUGCAGUCAGCGGGACUGAAAUUACAUAAGUGA